Messenger RNA from Apus apus (common swift), 4731 nucleotides. It is a transcript of the gene AMMECR1L, whose product is annotated as AMMECR1 like. Lineage: Eukaryota; Metazoa; Chordata; Aves; Apodiformes; Apodidae. The transcript is spliced from 7 exons. The record is from RefSeq and is a predicted model, not a curated record. The coding region runs from base 450 to 1382 and encodes 310 amino acids.
GCUCGACAUCUAUGGUUUCCAAGAGGAAAGAGCGCCCUCACCUCUCUAUGGUCGUGCUGGCGCCGCGGGGCCGACGGGAGGCUGGCGGACUAUGCACAUUUUUCCCUCAUUACCUCACGAGCAGGGAGGAGGUUGCCGGGAUCGCGGAGGACUUUCCCUCGGCCUCGCUCCAGUCCUCCAGCUCCCCUCGCUGCCCGGCGGCCCCGGGAAGCCCGGCUCCCGGCGGGCCCUGCCCCCGCGCUGCCCCCCGCCCGCCGGGCCCGCUUCUCUAGGGAGCCUCGCCUAGGCCCAUGGCUCCAUGAGGCGGGGGAAGGAGGUGGUGGCGGCGGGGCAGCAGCAGCAGCAGCGGCGGCGGCGGCGGCUGGGCUGAGGCGGAGGAGAAGCCGCGUCCGCCCCGGCCGGGUGUAAAAGGGUUCUGCAGUGCUCCAGGCAGCCAGUUUUGAAGCAGGAUGGGAAAAAGACGCUGUGUUCCUCCACUGGAGCCCAAGCUGGCAGCUGGCUGUUGUGGGGUAAAGAAGCCCAAAUUGUCUGGGAGUGGAACUCACAGUCAUGGGAAUCAGGCCACAACCGUACCAGGCUCCAGUUCAGGUCCUCUUCAGAACCACCAGCACACAGACGGGAAUAAUGGGAGGGAGAACGUAUCUGACUUGACUUUGGGCCCAGGAAAUUCCCCAAUUUCUCGAAUGAAUCCCACUUCAGGAGCUCUGAGCCCACUCACUCGGCCCAAUGGAACUGCCAACAGCGCCAAGAACCUGGUGGUGACAGCGGAGAUGUGCUGCUACUGCUUUGAUGUACUCUACUGUCAUCUCUAUGGUUUCCCUCAGCCACGACUUCCUCGAUUUACCAAUGACCCCUAUCCGCUCUUUGUGACGUGGAAGAUGGGGCGAGAUAAGCGGCUUCGUGGCUGCAUCGGGACCUUUUCAGCCAUGAAUCUUCACUCAGGACUCAGGGAAUACACAUUAACCAGUGCACUUAAGGACAGCCGAUUUCCCCCCCUGACCCGCGAGGAGCUGCCCAAACUCUUCUGCUCUGUCUCCCUCCUCACUAACUUUGAGGAUGCCAAUGACUACCUGGACUGGGAGGUUGGGAUCCAUGGGAUCAGAAUAGAGUUCAUCAAUGAGAAAGGUGUCAAACGCACAGCCACCUAUUUACCUGAGGUUGCUAAGGAACAAGACUGGGAUCAGAUCCAGACCAUAGACUCCUUACUCAGGAAAGGUGGCUUUAAGGCUCCCAUUACCAAUGAUUUUAGGAAAACUAUUAAACUCACCAGGUACCGCAGUGAGAAGGUGACAAUCAGUUAUGCAGAAUACAUGGCUUCCCGCCAGCACUGUUUCCAGAACGGCACUCUUCAUGCCGCCCCCCUCUACAAUCAUUACUCCUGACACACGGCUGCAUGACCAGUCCCACUCCCCAGUUGCUGCCAACGGCUACGACAUCAUUGGGGCAGAUGCCUCCUCUUCCUGGUCCAGUUACUUCUAUUACUGCACCAUUUUAUGAUGCUAGCUUCCGUUGCCAAGUCUGCCUUCCAGCUGACCUGGGGGGAGGAGGAGAGCAUGACAGAACCUCAGGGGCCCAAGCCUUAUCUCAGCCUUCCCUCUGAAUGGGGGUUCAGCUGGAUUGGGGCUCCAUGCUUAUGAACUGUGGUGAGGUGCAGAAGACCUCUAGAGUGUAAGUGCCACUUCAGACUGAUCCGGUCUUGUGUGUUACCAACACUCUGGAAACUUGAAUUCUUUGGUAUGGAAGCCCCCCAGAUCAAAUAGGAGCAUUCCCCUGGCAGCCUGGGCAACGGAGUCUAACAAAACAUUUUUUAGGUUCUUUUUAAUUUUUUUUUAAUUUCUGAUAUCUGUUGUGUACCAAGAGCUGAUUGCAGCCCCCACACAUCGCAGGCCAACGUCACAAUACUGGGGAGGGCUCAACAUCUGGUUAGCACCCUGUCCUCAUGCACAGAAAACAUGUAAAGAUGUGAAAAAAACAUUUGGAUGGUAUUGCAGGUGAAUCCGUUGUUUAAAUAAACCCUAGAAGGCAUUAAUUCUCAGAUCCCACUGUAGGCUGGAUUCUCUAGAAGUCCUCUUGGUUUACAGUUUUCUGGGUCUUCAGGCAGUGCUUUGUAACGCAGCCUGCAGUGAAACAGGGCAGCAAGGCCUCGGGGGGCAACGUGGCACCUGCUGCCUAUGCAAAGGACUCGAGUGUCCCUGCACAGUCUUCUCUGCCAUGACCAAGUUUUGUGUCCAAACAUUUCCCAUGGAGCCUGAUUGGAUUAGGAGUUGGGAGGGGUUUGCAGGGCUUCGACUGUAGUCAUACCAGCCAGACUAGUGACUGAAAUUUGUUUAACGGAAGUUGAUAGUCUUGGGGACCUUCCUUUUGACAGGACAGCCACUUCUCUGGUGUGACUAUGGAUCUUGAGAGCUGUGAGUGUUCCAGUUUCUAGCAGUUCUAUGGAACAGAGAUGUGUAGUUUCACUGGUAAGUUACUAUCUUGCACAGUUUAGUCAUUACCACAUCAAGGCAAUGAGUGUGGAAACCUACAUGAACCAAACUGUGAAACUCGUGCAUUCUGUAUUUCUUCUCCCUUCAUUGAUGAUUACAAGAGAUACUCUCUUCUAAGAGGAAGUUAUUUAGUUGUUGUUCUGCAGCAUCAUAGAGGGAUGUCAUAACCACUAAAUUAUGACACUCUCCAUGAGGACACUGGACUUGAAAAUACAUUCUCUUUUUUUGUUUUUCAAGUUUCUAAAGGGUCAACAAUGAUCAGGAAAGAAAAUACAACUGCAGAGCUGAGUAAUGGCUGUUUGGCAGCAUCUGUCUUCGAACUUUUCUUGUGUGUGGUAAUGAUGGCUUCUAAAACUGGCUGGUGUUUCAAGCCUGAAAUUCUCCCCUGCCAUGGCAGGGCAUAGAGCUGGUAGAAAGCUCAGAACUGGUGCUGCUGCUCCUUUUGGGCCUAGAGAAGCAAAAAGAAUUGUGCAGUUUUGCUUCAUGUGGUUCUCAUGUUCUGCUGGAGGAGAAACGAGGGAAAGGAGGGGGUCCUAUUCUGGAUAAUGUGCAAUAUCGACCCAGCUUUCUUCCUGUACUGGGUCAUUCUUAUGAAUUGCCACUUUUCCCGUGUGAUGUUGUUGAAAAGCAGUUGAAGAUUAAGGGAUUGUUUCAUUAUUUCCUGAGAAUAAAUCAGUCUUGUUACAAACUCAAGUGGUUUGUAAUUACUCUCCCAGGUGCUGUGGUGUGAUGGGGGAGGGUGGGGUCAGCUCUGGACAUCCCAUUCACCUCUCAGCUGUCAAACAGUGUGAUACAUAGGGCUACACUCAUCACUGUUUAAGUGUUCUAUGUUAGAAUUUAAUUUCUAAAAGGUUUUAAAAAAGCAAAAAAAAAAAUGGUGCUAAAACUUCACCCCUGAGCGCGCUCGGUGAGACUGGUCAUGCAGGCAUCUAGUGCCAGGCUUUUCAACAAUAUGGUUUCUUUUUCAAAUGUUUGCCCUGUUCUGUGUCUUCAACAGUGUAUAGUGUUCUCCAGUUUAAUUUGUUUUGAAUAGGGCAUGGCUAAGGGGUGGGGUGGGGAGGGUUAGCUGUCAUUUUUAAAGAACAGAAUUUUAGGAUUGAGUGACUUGGUUGGUUUAAACCUGAAGCGGGCUAGAUGGUUUGGGACUGAGGAAGCCUUAUCCUCUCCCACUUCCAUUUCCCUGCUCAGUCUGUUAAAAACAACAAAACAAACAAUAAUGCCUCUAAAUAUGUACUGUGUUCCUGUCUUGUUGCAGUGAAAAGAGAAGCUAGCAAAUCAGAAACUGGUCUGCUGCCUAAGAAACAGGCCCUCUCAGCUUUAGUUCCACAAGGGUCCAGCUAUAAAAUCAGUUGAAAAGUGUGUCAGUAGUUAAAUUAGCUCAGAAAAAUGUAUGACAAGGACAGGUGGUCUCAGGAAAUAAUCCCAUUUCUAGAUCAUUACAUGGCAGCUAUGCAUAAGGAUGGAAAAGGUGAACUAAAAACAAAACAAAUUCUGAGUUGCCUCAAGAUGGAGGCACCAAAAUCAGUGACAAACUGGUGUAAGAAUUUCCCUGUGGGAUGGAACGACUCCUCAAAGCAACUUGGUUUGAUCUGGAUGUAAUUCAUCCUUAGAAGCAAGUGCCUUUUGGUCUAGAAGGGCUUAUUCUCAUGACAACCACAACUGAGAAAUAAUCUCACUGCAGUUCUGAAUUGUCUUUGCUUUACAGUAGCUACAGGAGAAUGUCUAUGAUCACUGGAGUCUGUCAGUGUUGGAAUGUUCCCACUGUGAGGUUCUUAAAGAUUUUUAUUUUUAUUUUUCAUGUUCAACAGUCAAUCUCAACUGAGACCAUUUCAGUUUGGGAACGUUUUAUGAUCAAAAUACCACAUAUCUACAAUUUAUCAGAAAAAAAAAAAAAAAAACAAACCAAAACAAAACACAAACCAACAACUAAGAAAAUCUAGGAGAUAAUUUUAAACUUUGCACAAAUAAUUUGGUUUUUAUAGUACCUUAAACAUUUGCAAUCUUCACUAUUAGUGCUGUUUUCUGUUUGUAUUCUGGAAACUACGUGUUGUUUUGUUGGGUUUUUUGGUUAAUUUAUUUCCUUAAAGCAGGAGACCUCUUUUGACCUUCAGUGCAGAGAUGUCAGACCAAUUCUUUGUAUAACACUUGGUUGCCUCCUACCUAUAUAAUAACUUCUGAGUGUAAAUAAUUGAACUCUAUCCUCUAAUGGAGUAUUGUAGAGAAUAAAUCAUAAUGGAAAACAUUA